Lodderomyces beijingensis is the source of this 2076-nucleotide messenger RNA. The record is from the annotation of a GenBank genome assembly. NCBI's taxonomy places the organism in Eukaryota, Fungi, Ascomycota, Pichiomycetes, Serinales, Debaryomycetaceae.
AUGUGCAUCCUUACACCAGAGUUUAUGUGCAUCCUUACACCAGAGUUUAUGUGCAUCCUUACACCAGAGUUUAUGUGCAUCCUUACACCAGAGUUUAUGUGCAUCCUUACACCAGAGUUUAUGUGCAUCCUUACACCAGAGUUUAUGUGCAUCCUUACACCAGAGUUUAUGUGCAUCCUUACACCAGAGUUUAUGUGCAUCCUUACACCAGAGUUUAUGUGCAUCCUUACACCAGAGUUUAUGUGCAUCCUUACACCAGAGUUUAUGUGCAUCCUUACACCAGAGUUUAUGUGCAUCCUUACACCAGAGUUUAUGUGCAUCCUUACACCAGAGUUUAUGUGCAUCCUUACACCAGAGUUUAUGUGCAUCCUUACACCAGAGUUUAUGUGCAUCCUUACACCAGAUUUUAUGUGCAUCCUUACACCAGAGUUUAUGUGCAUCCUUACACCAGAGUUUAUGUGCAUCCUUACACCAGAGUUUAUGUGCAUCCUUACACCAGAGUUUAUGUGCAUCCUUACACCAGAGUUUAUGUGCAUCCUUACACCAGAGUUUAUGUGCAUCCUUACACCAGAGUUUAUGUGCAUCCUUACACCAGAGUUUAUGUGCAUCCUUACACCAGAGUUUAUGUGCAUCCUUACACCAGAGUUUAUGUGCAUCCUUACACCAGAGUUUAUGUGCAUCCUUACACCAGAGUUUAUGUGCAUCCUUACACCAGAGUUUAUGUGCAUCCUUACACCAGAGUUUAUGUGCAUCCUUACACCAGAGUUUAUGUGCAUCCUUACACCAGAGUUUAUGUGCAUCCUUACACCAGAGUUUAUGUGCAUCCUUACACCAGAGUUUAUGUGCAUCCUUACACCAGAGUUUAUGUGCAUCCUUACACCAGAGUUUAUGUGCAUCCUUACACCAGAGUUUAUGUGCAUCCUUACACCAGAGUUUAUGUGCAUCCUUACACCAGAGUUUAUGUGCAUCCUUACACCAGAGUUUAUGUGCAUCCUUACACCAGAGUUUAUGUGCAUCCUUACACCAGAGUUUAUGUGCAUCCUUACACCAGAGUUUAUGUGCAUCCUUACACCAGAGUUUAUGUGCAUCCUUACACCAGAGUUUAUGUGCAUCCUUACACCAGAGUUUAUGUGCAUCCUUACACCAGAGUUUAUGUGCAUCCUUACACCAGAGUUUAUGUGCAUCCUUACACCAGAGUUUAUGUGCAUCCUUACACCAGAGUUUAUGUGCAUCCUUACACCAGAGUUUAUGUGCAUCCUUACACCAGAGUUUAUGUGCAUCCUUACACCAGAGUUUAUGUGCAUCCUUACACCAGAGUUUAUGUGCAUCCUUACACCAGAGUUUAUGUGCAUCCUUACACCAGAGUUUAUGUGCAUCCUUACACCAGAGUUUAUGUGCAUCCUUACACCAGAGUUUAUGUGCAUCCUUACACCAGAGUUUAUGUGCAUCCUUACACCAGAGUUUAUGUGCAUCCUUACACCAGAGUUUAUGUGCAUCCUUACACCAGAGUUUAUGUGCAUCCUUACACCAGAGUUUAUGUGCAUCCUUACACCAGAGUUUAUGUGCAUCCUUACACCAGAGUUUAUGUGCAUCCUUACACCAGAGUUUAUGUGCAUCCUUACACCAGAGUUUAUGUGCAUCCUUACACCAGAGUUUAUGUGCAUCCUUACACCAGAGUUUAUGUGCAUCCUUACACCAGAGUUUAUGUGCAUCCUUACACCAGAGUUUAUGUGCAUCCUUACACCAGAGUUUAUGUGCAUCCUUACACCAGAGUUUAUGUGCAUCCUUACACCAGAGUUUAUGUGCAUCCUUACACCAGAGUUUAUGUGCAUCCUUACACCAGAGUUUAUGUGCAUCCUUACACCAGAGUUUAUGUGCAUCCUUACACCAGAGUUUAUGUGCAUCCUUACACCAGAGUUUAUGUGCAUCCUUACACCAGAGUUUAUGUGCAUCCUUACACCAGAGUUUAUGUGCAUCCUUACACCAGAGUUUAUGUGCAUACUUACACCAGAGCCUUGGCUACAGUACACGACCCCGGCAAUAAUUCAUUGUAUGUCGAUGUCAGGAUGCACGUGA